AUGGAUCAAGAAAACGGUAACAAUGAGUUGGCCUAUCAUGUGGCUGAAACACAGGACGAUUUGGGCAGACACCUGGUUGCCUCCCGAGAUCUAAGCCCAGGGGAUAUAGUACUGACUGAAAGACCUCUGGUCUUUGGACCCAAAGCCAUGUUGGAUCCUGAUGCCAUAAUGCCUUGUGUUGGCUGCUACAAACCAGUCUUGACUGAGACAGGAGAAAGAUGUGCUAAAUGCGGUUGGCCAGUUUGUUCCGGCAACUGUCCUGGACUACAAGAUCCCAGGCACCAUGCUGCAGAGUGCGAGAUUCUAAGUCUAAGACCAGAAUGUGUACUAACAAAUAUGUCAGAAUAUUACCGACACGAUGCUUUAAUGCCUUUGAGAUGUGCGCUGCUUGAGAAAUCAGAUCCUGAAGGAUUUGCGAAGUUGUUGGACCUACAGUCUCACAUGGAAUGUCGAGCACCCGGUUCUGAAGCUUAUGAUGAGGCCGAUGAAUUCAUCGUCGAAUAUCUAAUUAACAACUUCAUAAACAAGAUGGAUGAAAAACUUAAAAAGUCUUACGAUAUAACUUCUGAAUUACUUCAUAGAAUUUGUGGUAUUAUCGAUACGAACGCUUUGGAAAUUCGCCUACCACAAGGAACUGAACUCAGCGCGUUAUACGCCAUCACUUGUAAAAUGGAACAUAGCUGUGUUCCAAACACAAAGCACACAUCCUUUGCUUUUACACCAAAAGACAAAAACGAUUUGUAUGAAAUAACAAUAAAAGCAGUAGUUCCCAUAAUGAAGAACGAACAUAUAGCAACAAUGUACAGCCAUGCUUUAUGGGGUACUCAAGCAAGGAGACAGCACUUGAAAGAUUCAAAAUACUUCGCAUGUAAAUGUCCAAGGUGCAGAGAUCCUACAGAACUUGGUACGUACUUAAGUGCUAUGAAAUGCUUAGGUGAUGAUAAUAAACCUUGUGAUGGAAUACACCUACCAGAAGAUCCUUUAGAUGACGAAACAGAUUGGGUUUGCAACAAAUGUGCUAUCAAAGUGAGGAAUUCUCAAGUAAACAUGGUGAUGUCACAAAUGGGUGAAGAUGUGGAAACAGUUCUGAUGAUGGACGGCUCAGUAACAUUGCUAGAGAAGCUUCUAUGGAGACUGUCGACGUUCCUACAUCCAAAUCAUUACUACAUGUACUCGUUAAAACACUCUUUAGUACAGUUGUAUGGAAGGGAGCAAGGGUAUAUGUCGCUAGAUAUCUUGGAGAAGAAAAUAAAAAUGUGUAGAGAGCUCAUAGCAAUAACAAAAGCUUUAGAUCCAGGUAAUGCAAGACUUAGUAUAUACAAUAGUGUAUUGCAACAUGAAUUGUUUUCAGCUUUAGUUCUGAAAUCAAAAGAUAGAAGUAUUAAGAAAGUAGAUGAAAUCAAAUCGUUGUUAGCUGAAGCUAAGUUAGCUAUUGAGGAUGCUUUAAAAUCGCUUAAAGAUGAUUUGGAAGAAGUUUCAGGGAAGAAAUUGCAAUCCGUCAUUGAAGACAGUAAGAGAGAUUUUGAAAAUUUAUGUAAACAAAAGAAAUUGACGAUUUAAACUUUUAUUAUUGUUACU
Messenger RNA from Helicoverpa armigera (cotton bollworm), 1578 nucleotides. RefSeq names its product SET domain-containing protein SmydA-8. Bases 1 to 1560 code for a protein of 519 amino acids. The record is from RefSeq and is a predicted model, not a curated record. Lineage: Eukaryota; Metazoa; Arthropoda; Insecta; Lepidoptera; Noctuidae. The transcript is spliced from 5 exons.